CUGACACACGCGCCAAGAAGGUGCAGGUAGCAAGCACCACACCAGCGGCAUGUUGAAUGAGCUAAAGAAGCAAACGUCCAAGCCAAAGCUGACGAAUCCACCGCAAGACCUAGCGUCUCCCAGCGUACCACCCGUGCUCGAUGAUACCAAUGGCCAGCUGAUUAGUAGUCGAGCAGCCAAGUAUCAAGUCGAGGAAGGGGGAUUGAUCCCCAAGUCGUCGGCGAGGCAUCCCCUCCACGACUCGAACAAGAUCGUCCCCGUCCGCGAACGCCUGCAUCGCAACUCGGCGGGGGCCACCGACGACGCCAACGACAUGCGAAUGCGCAAGAACAAGGAGUUUUUCCAGUCCAAGCGCGUGCACAAGUCAACUAACGGCCGCCCCACCAAGAGUAACCUGUACAAGCGGCAAGCGUACUUGCAUCCAAACUCGCAAUUCCGCGCGGGAUGGGACCUGUUUAUGAUCGUGUUGCUCGUGUACACGUCGCUACUGACGCCAUACGAGAUUGCGUUCGUGGAAACGGUGACUGUGGACGGCCUCUUCAUGGUGGACCGCAGUGUGGACUUGUCGUUUCUCAUGGACAUGGGCUUCAACUUUAUGACACCGUUCGUGGACAAGGAAAACAACCAACUCAUUGAAGACAUGGGUCAAAUUGCCCAAAAGUAUCUGACGGGCUGGUUUAUCUUGGACUUUGUAUCCAUCAUUCCGUUUGAUGUGAUCAGCAUGACGUUCAAAGGCGACUCGGGGGGGCCCGAAAUAUCGGCCAAGAAAGACUUGACAUCACAUUUGAAGAUCAUUCGCAUCAUCCGACUGUUCCGCCUCAUCAAACUCGUGCGCGUGCUGCGAGCGUCGCGCAUUUACUCGCGUUGGGAAGCCAUUCUCGGGUUCAAAUACACAAGCGUCAAGUUGGCCAAGUUUCUGUCGUGCGUGUUGAUUCUGGCGCACUGGCUCGCGUGCUUGUGGGGGCUCACGCCGGCGCUCGAAGAUGUCGGCCCCGACGAGCACUCGUGGAUGGACGCGUACCACGUGGACCAGAGCAGCGCACUGGAGAAGUACGUCGUGUCGCUGUACUGGAGUGUCAUGACGAUCGGUACGGUCGGGUACGGGGACGUCCAGCCCAAGACGGACUUUGAGCGGUGUAUUUGCAUCGGGUGCAUGCUGUGCGGCGGUGGCACGUACGCGUACAUCAUUGGGGCCGUGUGCGGACUUGUGGCAUCGAUGGACGAAGCAGAAACGGAAUUCAACCAGCAAAUGGACCACUUGAACGUGUACAUGAACAAGGAAAAGGUGCCGCGGGACAUGAAGGUCAAACUCCGCGAGUACUUUUUGCACAGCCGCGACUUGUUGCAGCACAAGUACUUUAGCCACGUGAUCGCGACGCUGUCGCCGGGGCUGCGUGGGCUCAUCUCGGUCUACACCAACGGCGAGUGGGCCAACAACAUUUACUUCUUCAACGGCGGGCCAUAUGACGAGCACGUGCGCUUCGUCACGGCCAUCACGCAGCAACUCAAGGCCGAAUUGUACCCUCCAAAUGAAAACAUCGUCGACCUGGGCGACCCCACCGACAAGAUGUACAUCAUUUCCAAGGGAAUUGUCGCGCGCAUGGGCCGGGUCAUGGGCAAGGGGCGGUUCUUUGGCGAAGACGUGAUUCUUAGCCACGGUAUCCGCAAGUACACGGUCCGAACGCUGACAUACGUGGACGCGUACUCGCUGUCCCGGACAGACCUCGAGAGCGUCCUCUCCCACGGCAUGUUUCCAUUCAAGACCAAGCAGAUUAGGGUGGCCGCGAGCUUCUUGGCGCUCAAACGGCUGCUGCAGUCGCUCAUGCUCGAGCUGCGCCUUCUGCGACGAGACACGGCCUCCAAGGGGUUUACCAGUGUCCACGAAACUACGUGGAUGCGACGGAAAUUGCUUGGAGACCCCCUCGCGACCCACAAUCAAGUGCAGUUCCAGCUUCAUCUGGCCAUGGAGCGACUCACCACAGCCGUGAAACACUGCGACGACUCGAUGGAGGACGCAGCCCAAGCCAGGCUGGCCUCCUCCACAGACGGCUCCAUAUUGUUGUCGGCGGCCCACAAGCGGACUGAUUCCAUCGCCACGUCCAAGCAAUUGCUUUUGCAGGCCAUCGCGAUGCUGCAGAAGUUGUCUGACACGCGGGUGCCGCCACUCUCAGCGUGAAAGAACGGGGCUAUUAGAAAGCCAUGCUGUCUACAUAUUUGGUCAUCAAGUGGCCAAUAUGACAGCAAUGCAAGCUCCAUCUUUACGUGGUACUAGUACAGUGUUGAC
Molecule: messenger RNA, 2284 nt
Organism: Aphanomyces astaci
Lineage: Eukaryota; Oomycota; Saprolegniomycetes; Saprolegniales; Verrucalvaceae
Exons: 11
Coding region: 50-2176 (708 amino acids)
Biological process (GO): potassium ion transmembrane transport; regulation of membrane potential
Cellular component (GO): membrane
Molecular function (GO): voltage-gated potassium channel activity
Source: RefSeq, a predicted model, not a curated record